Choloepus didactylus (southern two-toed sloth) is the source of this 4595-nucleotide messenger RNA. It is a transcript of the gene ZNF570, whose product is annotated as zinc finger protein 570. The record is from RefSeq and is a predicted model, not a curated record. Gene Ontology annotation, biological process: regulation of transcription by RNA polymerase II. NCBI's taxonomy places the organism in Eukaryota, Metazoa, Chordata, Mammalia, Pilosa, Megalonychidae. Gene Ontology annotation, molecular function: RNA polymerase II cis-regulatory region sequence-specific DNA binding; DNA-binding transcription factor activity, RNA polymerase II-specific. Bases 661 to 2139 code for a protein of 492 amino acids. Gene Ontology annotation, cellular component: PcG protein complex; transcription regulator complex. The transcript is spliced from 6 exons.
UGGCCGAGCGCUGGUGCCUGCGCACUUCGCUCCAGCGCUGUCUUGUGCAGGGGUUGGCUCAGUCCUCGUGGCCGAACCCGGCUCGGAUCCGAGAGGCAUCGGGGGUUCUGGGCUCCGUUCUGCAAGGCCAGAAAGAAGCCGGGGCGGACCCGAGGGCGGAGAGAGCGGAGGGGGCGGUGUUAAGAACCCGGAGCGGAGUUAGGACGGUGUAGCAGCUUUUCCUCCUCCGGACUACAUUUCCCAUCGGUCCCCGCGGGCACCGGGCUGGCGGCCCUUUGUGUCUUCCCGAGUCCAAGGCAGCUGAGGCGCUUGUUUCCGGGCCCCCGGCUGGGUUCCGCCCGACUCUGAGGGCAGGUGGUGAGGCCCGUUUGGAGCUAUCCCCGAGCAGUCGGGCGGGAACGGAUCUUCCCGGAAUUCAGUUUUGCAGUCAUCUAAGGACACUGCCAUUUCCCAAGAGAAGAACCAGGAGGAGGAAGGAAUGGCUGUUGGACUUUUUAAAACCAUGUACCAGUGAAACAGAAAGCAGGAUCACCAGCUGAGAACGAGCUUGGGAGAGACGAUAUAGAGGAGUUGGUGACUUUCAGAGAUGUGGCCAUAGACUUCUCCCAAGAGGAGUGGGAUUGUCUGGAUUCUUCUCAAAGGCGUCUAUACAGUAAUGUGAUGCUGGAAAACUACAGGAUCUUAGUGUCACUAGGACUUUGCUUUUCUAAGCCAAGUGUGAUAUUAUUGUUGGAGCAAGGGAAAGAGCCCUGGAUGGUGAAGAGAGAACCAUCAAAAGGCUCAGGCUGGGAAUCUAUGUGUGAGACUAAAGAAAUAACCCCAAAGAAGGACAUUUACGAAGAUGAAUCAUCCCAGAAGAUAGAAAAAUUUACAAGCUAUGGGCUUGAGUACUCCAGUUUGAGAGAAAAUUGGAAAUGUGAGGACCAUUUUGAGAGGCAGUCAAACAAUCAGAAGGCAUUUUUCAAGGAAGAAAUAAUUACUCGUGAAGAAGCCUUUGUUAAUGAAAGAGACCAAGAAUAUAACAAAUCUUGGGGAAGCUUCCAUCAUAACAUACUGCUUCAUACACAACAGAUAAUCCCCAAAGAGGAGAAAGUUCAUAAACAUGACACACAUAAGAAAAGCUUUAAAAAAAAAUUAAUGGCCUUUAAACCCAAAAGUAUCUAUGCAGAGAAGAAACUUCUGAAAUGUAAUGACUGUGAAAAAGUCUUCAGCCAGAGCUCAUCCCUUACUCUUCAUCAAAGAAUUCAUACUGGAGAGAAACCCUAUAAAUGUGUAGAAUGUGGGAAAGCCUUCAGCCAGAGAUCAAAUCUUGUUCAACAUCAGAGAAUUCAUACUGGAGAGAAACCCUAUGAAUGUAAAGAAUGUAGGAAAGCCUUCAGUCAGAAUGCACAUCUAAUUCAACAUCUGAGAGUUCACACUGGAGAAAAACCUUAUGAAUGUAAGGUAUGUAGGAAAGCCUUCAGCCAGUUUGCCUACCUUGCUCAACAUCAGAGAGUUCAUACUGGAGAGAAACCCUAUGAAUGUAUUGAAUGUGGGAAAGCAUUUAGCAAUAGGUCAUCCAUUGCUCAACACCAGCGAGUUCAUACUGGAGAGAAACCUUAUGAAUGUGAUGUCUGUGGGAAAGCAUUUAGCCUUCGUGCAUACCUUACUGUACAUCAGAGAAUACAUACUGGAGAGAGACCCUAUGAAUGUAAAGAAUGUGGGAAGGCCUUCAGCCAGAAUUCACAUCUUGCUCAACAUCAGAGAAUUCAUACUGGAGAAAAACCUUAUAAAUGUCAGGAAUGUAGGAAAGCAUUUAGCCAGAUUGCCUACCUUGCUCAACAUCAAAGAGUUCAUACUGGAGAGAAACCCUAUGAAUGUGUUAAAUGUGGGAAGGCUUUUAGCAAUGACUCAUCCCUCACCCAACAUCAGAGAGUUCAUACUGGGGAGAAACCUUAUGAAUGUAAUGUGUGUGGGAAGGCCUUUAGUUACUGUGGAUCCCUUGCACAACAUCAGAGAAUUCAUACUGGAGAAAGACCCUAUGAAUGUAAGGAAUGCAAGAAAACCUUCAGGCAGCGUGCACACCUUGCGCAUCACCAGAGAAUUCAUAUUGGGGAGUCACUGUCACCGCCCAAUCCAGUCAAUCACCAAGUCCUGUAGUACUGUCUUUUCAAAUUUCUGAAAUCUGUCCUCUUUCCUCCAACUCCAAUGUUGUCACCCUAGUCUAAGAUUCAUCACCUCUGGACCACUGCUAUAGCUUUCUAUCAAGUCUUCCUGUAUCCCCUUUUGCUCUCCUUAAAUCCAUUUUUUACAGUGUAUUUAAACUGACUUUUUUAAAGUAUGAGAACACACACAUCACUGUCUCCAGUUAAACCUUUUUUGGCUUGCUGUUUUUCUUAGGUUAAUAUCCACAGCCUUUAAAAUUAUCUGAGGCUUUCCAUUAUUUAGUUCUUAAAUUCCUUUGAGCCCUAUUUUAUUCCAGUCUCCCUGUCUGGAAGCUUGACACUUCCCAAUACUAAAAGCUUAGAUUCUGGAAAAUCAUAGUUCUGCCACUACUGUGGCGUUGUGUAACUUUGAGCAAUUUUCUCAGCUUAUCUAAACCUCAGGAUUUUCUUUAAUUUUAAAAUUUAGAUAAUAAAGAAUACUGUAUUAUAGAAAUGAGUAUUAAAUGAAAUAAUAGUCUUGUAAAUUGAUGCAUAUUAAAUGAGAAAUUUGCAUGUAAAGUACUUCAAAUAGUGCUUCACAUAUAGCAGAUGUUCAGUGAAUAAUAAUACAAUAAUAAUAAUAAUAAUUCAAUAAUAAUAAUAAUAAUAACCAUAAUAAUAGCUAACAUGUAUGGAGUGCCUACUAUGCACCAGACACUGUUUUAAGUACUCAACUUACAUUAGCUCAUUUACUUCUCACAAAUCAAGAUUCCUUGGUGACCAAAGUGGAACAUCCCUGGGAAGCAUCAGGUCAGAACGGGGAAAACUUAAAUAUUUGAGAACAUAAGUGGGCAUCUUUGUACUCUAGGUGAGUAAUCAAAAUAUACAUAAGUGGUAAAACAAAAAUUAACCAUUUUGGGAAGUUUCUAAAGAGAAUGAAUUGGAUAAACCAAUUGAAAUAAAUUAGGAUUCACUAAGAAGAAUGCAGGACUUACUUUUAGAUCAGAGAGAAAAUAGAAAUACACACAAUUCUAAAAAACCAACAUAGAAAUUCAUGUUCUGUGUAUAGCCAUGAGACGCAGGUAUUUGUGUGGGCAAAUUCAUGAUUGUGAAGCAUUUAAACUAUUCCAGGUCAUAGAAAAAGGAGAAAGUUCCUAAAGUUUUUAUCCAGUGGUUGCAAAAUGGAAAUCAAAAAGGGAUUGAGGGAGGAAAACUACAGGCAAAUUUAUAUCUUAACAUAGGCUUUCAUUGAUUCAGUGAAUAUUGAUUACUAUUUGCCAGGCACUGUUAAGGCAAGAGGAGACAACAAUAAGAAAUAAAAAGACCAUUCCUCCGUGGAACUAAAUUCUAGAGGCUGAGACAGUUAAUUCAUACUGUAAUAUAAAACAGUGGGCAUUCUAAACCCAGAAAACUGAAAGAUAAUAAGAAAAUAAAUCAAUAAUCAUUAUACAGCCCAGACUGAAGAAGCUCAAUGUAAUACAGUUGGCAGUUCUUCCUAAUUCACGAAUUCAUUGAAAUUCCAACCAAAAUUCCUGAAUGGGCCUUUUUUUCCCUUUAAUUUCACAAGUUUGUUUUGAAAUUCAUCUCUGAAAUGAAAAUUCUUGAGAACAGCAAGAAAAUUAUUGAAUCUGAUUUAUUUGUAAGAAUUUUGCUUUUGAUAAAGAUGGUACUUCAUAACAGUGUAAAAAGGAUAGAUUUGGUGUGCUCAAAUAAUUUACUAUGUACAUCACUAGUAGUAAGGGAAAUACAAAAUAGAGCCACAGUGAACUAUUUCAAAAGCAUUACAUUGGCAAAAAUUAAAAUAGUGCCAUUUAUUGGAAAGACAUGGAGCACUAGGAACUUUGCAUUCCUAACAAUGUGGCAAUAUCUGGUAAAGUUGAAGAUGUGAAUACUCUUUGACCCAGCAAUUCCUCACUUAAAAAUAUACCUCUAGAGAUGUGAGGGAGAUGUACAUGAAAGUCCACUCCAGCACUGUUUUUGAGAAUGAAAAAUUGAAAGAAAUCUAAUAACUAUUAGGCUGAAUAUGUUAGAAUACAAGGUAGAACAGAUGAAUUAGAGAUAUUUGUGUCAACAUGGAUAAAUCUCAAUAAAAUGUUAAAUUGAGCUAGACAGUAUUUGUAUUAUAUAAUACCACUUAUUUAUGUAAAGGUUGAAAACAAGCAAAUCAAUUCUAUGUGGGUUUUUUUUUCCCCAUGGCUAAAUGCUAUAUAGAAAUAGUGUAAAUACAUUCAUGGAAAUAAUCAGCAAAUUUGGAACAGUGUUGACUUCUGGGGAGGGAGAAAAAUGGGAUUGGGGAAAGGGUACAAGGAAGAUAUAUAUAUCUUUAACAUUUUAUUCUUUAAAAAAUAAGCAAAGCUGGCCAAUUCUUAUGUUUUGAUAAAGAUGAUUGUGGAUAUAUGGGCAUUGAUUAUUAUUCUCUGUACCUUUCUGUAUAUUUAAACUUUCAUAAUUAAAGAAAGAACAUUUAAAUGA